This is a messenger RNA of Chlamydomonas reinhardtii, 3859 nucleotides long. RefSeq lists its product as uncharacterized. The transcript has 20 exons. The record is from RefSeq and is a predicted model, not a curated record. Lineage: Eukaryota; Viridiplantae; Chlorophyta; Chlorophyceae; Chlamydomonadales; Chlamydomonadaceae. Gene Ontology annotation, biological process: phosphatidylinositol metabolic process. The coding region runs from base 343 to 3654 and encodes 1103 amino acids. Gene Ontology annotation, molecular function: phosphatidylinositol kinase activity.
GUCGAGCGCUUAUACAUGUUUGAGUAUCAAGAUGGACGCUCAGUAGGUUGACUUUUUGAACACAACAAGAGCUGCAAGCCAUGCCGGUCGUCGCCUCCAACUCGACCCACACUCAUCAGAAUGGAGAGCGAAGCCAGUGAAGUGAGAACGAAAAACUUUGUAAAUGGGGAUGCGUACAGCGGCAGCUGGUCGCUGAGCGGACAGCCGGAUGGUGAGGGCCGAUACACAUGGCGUGACGGCAGUUGCUAUGAGGGCUCGUGGAAGGAGGGGCUGCGGCACGGUGCCGGCAAGUACACCUGGAGCAGCGGCGCCACGUACCUGGGCGAGUGGCGGGAUGGCCACAUGUGCGGUGUGGGCACGUGGGAGGCGGGCGAUGGGCGGUCGCGGUACACGGGCGGUUGGCAGCGGGACGUGCGGCACGGACUGGGCCGGCAGGUGUACGGCAAUGGUGACGUGUACGAGGGGCUGUGGAAGCUAGGCCACCCGUACGGGCCUGGACGCUACGUGUACAGCGGCGGUGGCGGCGGUGUGGGACAGGGGGCGGGCUUGCUCGGCGGCGGGGGCGGGGGCGGUGGCGGCGGUGCGGGCGCCUGGGGAGAUCCAGCGGCGGCUGGUCUGGCUGCGGAGGGAGCCGAGUACGACGGCGAGUGGCGGGCCGGGCGCAUGGCGGGUCAGGGCACAUUCGUGUGGCGCAGUGGGGAGCGCUACGACGGCGAGUGGAAGGACGGGCGCAUGCACGGUGUGGGGCUGUUCACGGCGGCGGACGGCUCCACACACGAGGGCAUGUGGCGGCGCGGCCGCAAGCACGGCGUCGGCAUCUACCGCCCCGGCGGUGGCGGUGGCGGUGGCGGUGGUGGAGGUGGUGGGCGGCGCGCUAGUCUGGGCUCCAAGUCCAUGGGGCUGCCGGGGGCGGGGGCGGACAGUGGCCCCGCCUCGCCGCGCAGCUCCUUCCAAAUGUCGGCGGCCGCACGCGGCUGGCUGGCCGGCGGCGGAGCUGGCGGGGGAGAGGGCGGGAGCAGCGGCCGUGGCCCCGGCUCGCAGGGCCUGGAGGCAACAGCAAGCAUUGACGGCAGCUUUGCGGCGACAGGCGAAGUUCCCAUUCGCUUUCCCUCGCUGCCGACAUCACCGGGACCCUCGCUGCCGGGCAGUCCGCGUGUGGGGUCAGUCAGCGGUGGCGGCGGUGUGGCGGCCUGGGCGGCCUGGGGCGCCUCCAGCCCCACCGCCUCUCCCGCAUCGCGCACCGACUCGCCGCGGCGGCCCCCGGGCGCAGCCGACACAGGCGGCGGCGGCGGCGGUUAUGGCAGUGGCGGUGCUGACGGCGGGGCUUCCAGCGGUGCCAGCCAGCAGCACACCUCAUCCCGCUCGCCCACUGGCAGCGGCUUACAGCCCUAUGUGGCAGCUGCCAGUGCCGCCACCGCGGGAAGCACCGGCGCCGGUGGAGAGCCGGACGGCGGGCAGGCGGGUCGCACCUGCGCGGCGCUGCUGCCCUUCCAGCAGCCGCUCAACCCGCCAGACCCCGCCGCGCCGGCGCCACGGCCAGGCCUCCCUGCAGGCGGCGCGGGCGCUCCGGGCGCCUCUGCCGCUGGGCGUAAGCCGCCCUCCACGUCCACGUCCGCCACCCCCACCUCUGCAGCGACCGCCAUGCAGUCGACCCCUCAUCAGGGGUCGGGGCCGCAGCGGCACCCCCCGGCGCACCUGGUGUGGGUGCGCGGCUACGACCGGGGCGUGCCGCUGCGGGAGACCGGGGUGGCGGCGGAAGACGUGGAGGGCCUCAUGCCGACAGGAGGGGCGGCAGGACUGGGGGCAGGCGCCGGCGGGGGAGGCGGCGCGGGGCGCGGUGGCGGCAGGGAGCACGGCGGCCUGCUGCGGCGGCUGCGCGGUGCGGCGGCUGCAGCGGCUGCGGGCAUGGGCGGCUCCCGGCCGCGCCUGGGUGUGGCUGUGACUCGGGCGCACGCCUCGUACGCGCUCAUGGUGGCCCUGCAGUUGGGCAUACGAUACAGUGUGGGCCGCAUCAGUCAUGCGCCACUGCCGCGCACCGCCAGUCGGGACGAGUACAGCCUUAAGGUUCAUCAGGACUUCCCCCGCGGCGGCAGUGAGAUGACGCCGGUGCACCCGGCGGAGGACUUCCAGUGGACGGACUUCGCGCCGCUCACGUUCAGGAGGCUGCGCGAGCUGUUCGGUCUGGACGCCUCCUCCUACAUGCUGUCGCUGUGCUGCGACCACUCGCUCCGCCACCUGGCCAGUCCGGGAAAGAGCGGCAGCGUGUUCUUCCUAAGCCAGGAUGAGCGGUUCUUCCUCAAGACCAUGUCCCGCGCCGAGCUGUCGGUGCUGCUGGCGCUGCUGCCCGCCUACCACCGCCACGUGGAGCGCCACCCGCACACCCUGCUCAGCCGCUUCCUGGGGCUGCACGCAGUCACCACCGCGGGAGGAAAAACGUACCGCUUUGUGGUCAUGUCCAACCUGUUCCGCACGCCGCUGCCGCUGCACCGCAAGUACGACCUCAAGGGAUCCACACUGGGCCGCACUGCAGGGCCGCGGGCCGCAGCCGCCGUGGCGGCAGCGGCCGCCGCCACCCCCUCCUCCCCUCUGCCCGGCACCGGCCCCGGGGCGCCCGACCCGCCUCCGCCUGCCUCCUCCGACCCCGGCCUGAUCCUGAAGGACUUGGACUUGGACCUCACCUUCCGCCUGGAGGAGGGCUGGCGCGAGCGCCUGCUGCUGCAGCUGAGGGCGGACUGCGGGCUGCUGGCGGCGGCAGCAGGGGUCUCGGGGGCAGCAGGGGCCUCGGGGGCAGCAGGGGCCUCGGUGGUGACUGGUGUGAUGGACUACUCGCUGCUGGUGGGGGUGCACUUCAGGCACAGGGACGCGGGGUCGGGUGGAGCAGCAGCCAACAGGGCCGGACAGGCGGCGGUGGGGGCGCAGCAACAGCAGCAGCAGCAGCAGCAGCUCGGGACAGGGGCCGGAGCGGGGGCCGGGCAGGCGGCGGCCCAGGGCCAGGGCGAGGCGGGGUCUGGUGCUGGUGCUGGUGCUUCCGCCGCCGCCGCCGCCGCCGCCCCGCGCAACGCGCUGCCGGAGCACAGCGACGCCACGGAGCUGGACUCAGAGUACCGGCGCCUGCAGGAGCGCAUCUGCCGGCUGCGGCUGCGCCCCGAGGCCACUGCCGACCUCAUGGAGCUGGCCAGGCUCAGGAUGCUGGCGCCGCGGGGUCGUGGGCGGGACAACGCCGCCGCACUGAUGCUGGGCGCACGGGACGAGGCGGCUCGCGGCCGGGCCGGCUCCGCCUCGUCUGCAGGUGGUGGCGGCGGUGGUCGGCGCGGCUCCGCCUCCUCGUCCACCUCUGCGGGGCCCGGCGGCGGUGGCGGUGUGUCGGGCCUGGCAGCGCUGUCCGCCAAUGACGAGCUGGCGCUCAGUCUGGGCCAGAGCCGUGUGCAGCUGGGCCUCAACAUGGCCGCAACAGCAGUGCACAAGGACGGCCGGGAGGAGGAGGCGGUGUUAUGGUUCGGCAUCAUCGACUUCCUGCAGCCCUACAACACCUCCAAGCGGCUGGAGCAUGGGUUGAAGUCUGUCAUCCACUCGGCUGCGUCCAUCUCCGUAUCGCACCCGGUAUCUUACGCCAACCGCUUCCAGAACUUCAUGCAGCGCGUGUUUGUGCCCUAAGCGACAUGAGCUAAAGCUGAGUCAGUGAGGCGCUGUGCGGUGGUGUAAGACUUGUGCAGGACGAAGGCUGGGCGGCUCGCUGGGCUGGCUCGCCCUGGUCGUGGCAGGUCGUGGCAGCCCAAUGGCCGUGGCAGUUAGGAUUUGCAGAUCGCGAGGCUUGACAGUUCAUCGGUGGAAGGGUUUCGCUAUGUAAAGCAUUUGAUAC